Messenger RNA from Dipodomys spectabilis (banner-tailed kangaroo rat), 2408 nucleotides. It is a transcript of the gene Asb2, whose product is annotated as ankyrin repeat and SOCS box containing 2. Bases 1 to 1896 code for a protein of 631 amino acids. Gene Ontology annotation, molecular function: protein binding. Gene Ontology annotation, biological process: intracellular signal transduction. The record is from RefSeq and is a predicted model, not a curated record. NCBI's taxonomy places the organism in Eukaryota, Metazoa, Chordata, Mammalia, Rodentia, Heteromyidae. The transcript has 9 exons.
AUGGCGACGGAGGUCAGCGCUCAGGGCAGUGCCCGGUGGCAUGAGGAGUACAGCUUGUACAGCAGCCUGAGCGAGGAGGAGCAGGUCCAGCUGGCCAUCGAGCAGAGCCUGGCAGACAAGACGCGAGGCCCCACUGAGGCCACGGCGCCCACCCGGACCAACCAACAACCCGCCCAUUUCUACCCAUGGACCAGGUCCGCGGCGCCCCCCGAGCCCCCGCCGGCCCGAGCGCCCAUGGGCUUGUUCCAGGGGGUGAUGCAGAAGUACAACAGCAGCUUGUUCAAGUCCUCCCAGCUGGCGGCCAUGGACCCUGUGCUGAAGGCCAUCAAGGAAGGCAAUGAAGAGGCCUUGAAGGUCAUGAUCAAGGAUGGGAAGAACCUCGCUGAGCCCAACAAGGAGGGUUGGCUGCCACUCCACGAGGCUGCCUACUAUGGCCAGCUGGGCUGCCUGAAGGUCCUGCAGCAAGCAUACCCGGGGGCCAUCGAUCAGCGCACACUGCAGGAAGAGACGGCUCUGUACCUGGCCACAUGUCGAGAACACCUGGACUGCCUGCUGUCACUGCUCCAGGCUGGGGCAGAGCCUGACAUCUCCAACAAGUCUCGCGAGACACCACUCUACAAAGCCUGUGAGCGCAAGAACGCAGCGGCGGUGAGGAUUCUGGUGCAGCACAACGCAGAUGCCAACCAUCGCUGCAACCGAGGCUGGACGGCGCUCCACGAGUCCGUGUCACGCAACGACCUGGAGGUCAUGGAGAUCCUGGUGGGCGGCGGCGCCAAGGUGGAGGCCAAGAAUGCCUACGGCAUCACUCCUUUAUUCGUGGCAGCCCAGAGUGGGCAGCUGGAGGCGCUGAGGUUCCUGGCCAAGCAUGGUGCUGACAUUAAUACGCAGGCCAGUGACAGCGCAUCUGCGCUCUAUGAGGCCUGCAAAAAUGAGCACGAAGAUGUGGCAGAGUUCCUGCUGUCCCAGGGCGCUGACGCCAACAGGGCCAACAAGGACGGUCUGCUCCCACUUCACAUCGCCUCCAGGAGGGGCAACUACAGGAUCGUGCAGAUGCUGCUCCCGGUGACCAGCCGCACGCGCGUGCGCCGCAGCGGCGUCAGCCCGCUGCACCUGGCGGCCGAGCGCAACCACGACGCGGUGCUGGAGGCGCUGCUGGGCGCGCGCUUCGACGUGAACGCGCCGCUGGCGCCCGAGCGCGCGCGCCUGUACGAGGACCGGCGCAGCUCGGCGCUCUACUUCGCCGUGGUCAACAACAACGUGCGCGCCACCGAGCUGCUGCUGGGCGCGGGCGCCGACCCCAACCGCGACGUCAUCAGCCCGCUGCUCGUGGCCAUCCGCCACGGCUGCCUGCGCACCAUGCGGCUGCUGCUGGACCACGGCGCCGACGUCGACGCCUACGUCGCCACGCACCCCACCGCCUUCCCCGCCACCAUCAUGUUCGCCAUGAAGUGCCUGUCGCUGCUCAAGUUCCUCAUGGACCUGGGCUGCGACGGCGAGGCCUGCUUCUCCUGCCGCUACGGCAACGGCCCGCACCCGCCCGCCCCGCCGCGCGCGGGCCGCUUCCACGACGCGCCGGCCGAGGACAAGGCGCCCGGCGCGGUGCAGUUCUGCGAGUUCCUCUCGGCCCCGGAGGUGAGCCGCUGGGCAGGGCCCAUCAUCGACGUCCUCCUGGACUACGUGGGCAACGUGCAGCUGUGCUCCCGGCUCAAGGAGCACAUCGACAGCUUCGAGGACUGGGCUGUCAUCAAGGAGAAGGCAGAACCUCCAAGACCUCUGGCUCACCUUUGUCGUCUGCGGGUUCGAAAGGCCAUUGGGAAAUAUCGUAUAAAGCUCCUAGAUACGCUGCCUCUCCCGGGCAGGCUGAUUAGAUACCUGAAGUAUGAGAACACCCAGUAAUGGGCCUCAGGGAGAAGGAAUGGCCCUGCUUCCUUGACGUCUCAGGAGAGUGGUAUCCUGUGUCCAGAGGCCGCAGGGGCAGACGAAGGCUGCAGGCCGCCGCCUCUCAGUCAGGGCAGCGGCAGUGACCUUGCUGGGCUGUGGCAGAGCUUUGCCCAGAGCGAGGAGCACAGUGUGUCAGUAGGAGAAGAAUAAUUGUUUCAAACUGUUGUGUAGAUGAGGCCUUCUCUGCCAGUGAGAAGGGCAGAGACCUUCACCGGGAGGCCAAGGCGGAGCCUGAGGUGGUCUGGGCAGGGCAUGCUCAUGAGGCCCAGCUCCAGUUGGACUGUGUCUGGAAGACUUGUAGAGAUGAGUUUGCUGUCCGGGAUGACCUCAUGCCCCUCUCGUCCUUGUGAACCCCUCCACUGGACUCUGGACUUUCCCCCCAAAGGUGGGGCCCAGCACUGGGAGAAAGGACCUGGGUCUGGCCCAGGGGGCUUUUCACUGAGUUCAAAUAAAUGUUACACACAGAU